Glycine soja is the source of this 1860-nucleotide messenger RNA. RefSeq names its product transcription factor bHLH137-like. Gene Ontology annotation, biological process: regulation of DNA-templated transcription. Gene Ontology annotation, molecular function: DNA-binding transcription factor activity; protein dimerization activity. NCBI's taxonomy places the organism in Eukaryota, Viridiplantae, Streptophyta, Magnoliopsida, Fabales, Fabaceae. The coding region runs from base 161 to 1201 and encodes 346 amino acids. The record is from RefSeq and is a predicted model, not a curated record. The transcript has 8 exons. Gene Ontology annotation, cellular component: nucleus.
CAGGCCUUUUAGUUUUAUCACAGACCAACUUUUCCUGACUCAUCCACACCACUGCUUCCCUUUCUUCCAUCACUUUUCUUCCUCAUAACUUGCAUUUUCUCCAAAAACCAAAGAAAGAAAGAAACACACACACACACACCUCUCUCUCUCUCACUCACACAUGGCAGCUUUUUCAUACCAAUACCAUCCUUUUCUUGUUGACCCUGCAUUCUUCCCCAACAACUUAAACACCCCUUCCCCUCCUCCUCAUCAGUUUCAACAACUCCCUCAUGAAACAUCAUCUUUUAAUGUCACAAACCAGGAGACUAGCUGUGUUGAUCAGAGCUCCAAGAUCACCAUCAGUGACAAUGAGCCUUCUGUCACUGAAAACCUUAGCCCUCAGUCCUCCAUGGUAGUGGACAAGCUUGAAACUGGGGAGCAGGUCACUCAGAAGGUGAACACUCCUGUGGAGAAGAAAAGGAAAACCAGAAAUGGAUCUUCCUUGACUAGUAACCCCCAAUCCAAGGAUGCUGCAACAGAAAGGAAAAACAAGAAACAAAGGAAGGGCAAUGGUGGGUUGAAAGAAGAGGACAAGGCAAAAGAAGAGAAGAAGGAACAGAGAAAGUGUCCCGAAGAGCCUCCAACAGGCUAUAUCCAUGUCAGAGCAAGAAGGGGUCAGGCAACGGAUAGCCACAGCCUUGCUGAAAGGGUGAGAAGAGAGAAGAUAAGUGAAAGGAUGAAGGUGUUGCAACGGCUUGUGCCAGGCUGUGACAAGGUGACUGGAAAGGCCCUUAUGUUGGACGAAAUAAUCAAUUAUGUUCAAUCUCUACAGAAUCAAGUUGAGUUCUUGUCAAUGAAGCUUGCUUCAGUGAAUCCCAUGUUUUAUGACUUGGCAACGGAUCUAGACACCCUCUUGGUUAGACCAGAGAAACUAAAUAGCAUGGCAUCACCAUCACCACCACUACCAUCUGUGUCACAUUGCAACAGCCCUAACAACCAAGCCACUACUUUUGCUGAUACAACCACCAUGACCCCCACCAACAUCUUCCACAUUGCUAGUGACUAUCUUUUGGAUAAUUCAGUCUCAUUUUUUCUUCAAGGGCAGAGGUCAAAUGUGUUCUCUGAGGAGGAUACUGGUAGUCAUUUCUGGGACGCAGAGGACCAGCGGCAAAAGUUUCUUCAUCCAUGUGGAUUCAGCAACAACUUAUGUUCCUUUCAUUAAUAUAAAAUUCAUAGAGCUGCCCUACAAAACUACGAACAUGUUGAUUUAGCUUUUACACUAGCUAGGUAAGGAAAUUCCAAAGAGGCAUGAGAAUGAGCCAACAAGAAGUUAGGUAUUAGGAGGAAAAACCAAAGCUACGCUUGGUAUCGGUAUAUAAGUACAUCAUCAUUCCAGGGUAAUUCGUAGCGUAAAGAGUCUGGCUUGGUUCCUAGUCCAUCAGAUUAAAGUGGCCUUUGAAGAUGAAUAAUUAAGGGGCACCAAAAUUAAUGGAUGAAGAACCAAAAGGACAGAAAAUACCGACCAAAUAAGACCAUAUCUUUUUCUAGAUCCAUUGUUCUGUUUCAGUGAUUGUUGACUCUCCAAGGACUUAUGAUGCACAAAUUCCGAGAGACUAUCAAUCCUAUAUACAGAGCAGACAUUGAAAUUAAUUUCUGUUCCAUGUAAAUUAUAUCCAAGUAUUGAUUCUUGUGGUGGCAGUUAUUCUGUUGGUACAGUUAAUUUCACCAUUAUUGAGAAAUGAGGGGUUGAUGCAACUGAUCAUGUUCUUGACAUGACUGGCCAUGCAUUUGUUUGUUGGUCUAGUUAGCUUUUAUGUAUAUGUAUCUUCAGAAUCUUCAGAGUUUUGGCAUCAUCAUGAUUAUUGUUGUUAUUAUUAUUUA